This is a messenger RNA of Lagopus muta (rock ptarmigan), 2497 nucleotides long. RefSeq names its product 6-phosphofructo-2-kinase/fructose-2,6-biphosphatase 3 (gene PFKFB3). Lineage: Eukaryota; Metazoa; Chordata; Aves; Galliformes; Phasianidae. Gene Ontology annotation, biological process: fructose 2,6-bisphosphate metabolic process; fructose metabolic process. The record is from RefSeq and is a predicted model, not a curated record. Bases 115 to 2028 code for a protein of 637 amino acids. Gene Ontology annotation, molecular function: fructose-2,6-bisphosphate 2-phosphatase activity; ATP binding; 6-phosphofructo-2-kinase activity. The transcript has 18 exons. Gene Ontology annotation, cellular component: cytosol.
GCCCAGCUUAUUUGUACAAGGGUGGCCAGAGGAUGCUAAAUAGAAUGCCUGGGUUCCUGGUGUUGGGAGAAGCAGCAUUUUCUCAGUUUGGCCCAAUAGCACUGCAAAACAAAGAUGAGAUUGAUGCUCUGUUGCUCUCAGCUCGGCAGCCCUGCUAUCUCUGGGAUGCAAAGGGUUAAGAGCUGCAAAAUCCAAAGAACUUCCUCCUUUCUGCAACGCCUGCCCCCAAAUGACGCCGGUUUCUGCUGGGCUUUGCCCAAAUAUGUCCAUUUCCUUCUGAAGAAAAAGAAAAAGGAGAGGAAGGAGGAAGAUAAAACUAAGACACAGAGCCGGACAUCGGCAACCACCGAUAACGCAGCCCUGCAUCCCACCCACCCAUGCCGUUCCGCAAAGGUGGCCGCGGAGCAGCGCAAAAAGACCUUUGUUUUAACCAUGCCCAUGGAGCUGACGCAGAGCCGCAUCCAGAAGAUCUGGCUGCCCAAUGACAACCACCCGGCGCUGCCCCGCCGCUCCUGUGGGCCACAACUUGCCAAUUCUCCCACUGUGAUAGUGAUGGUUGGACUCCCAGCCCGGGGGAAGACUUACAUCUCUAAGAAGCUGACUCGCUAUCUCAACUGGAUUGGUGUCCCAACAAAAGUUUUCAAUGUGGGGGAGUAUCGCCGGGAGGCAGUGAAGCAUUACAGCUCCUAUGACUUCUUUCGCCCCGACAACGAAGAGGCUAUGAAAGUCAGGAGGCAGUGUGCUCUGGCUGCCCUGAGGGAUGUUAAGCUGUACCUGACGGAGGAGGCUGGCCAGAUUGCGGUUUUUGAUGCCACAAAUACCACACGGGAGAGGAGAGGGAUGAUCCUAAAUUUUGCCAAAGAAAAUGGGUUCAAGGUGUUCUUCAUCGAAUCUGUCUGCAAUGAUCCCAAUGUUGUUGCCACCAAUGUCAUGGAAGUAAAACUGUCCAGUCCUGAUUACCGGGACUGUAAUUCGACCGAUGCAAUGGAGGACUUCAUGAAAAGAAUCAAUUGUUACCAGGCCAGCUACCAGCCACUUGACCCUGAUGACUAUGACCGGGAGCUUUCUCUCAUCAAAGUCAUCGAUGUUGGCCGGCGGUUCCUGGUCAACAGGGUUCAGGAUCACAUCCAAAGCAGGAUUGUUUACUACCUAAUGAACAUCCAUGUCCAGCCCCGCACCAUUUAUCUUUGUCGGCACGGUGAGAGUGAGUUCAACCUCAAGGGGAAGAUUGGAGGUGACUCAGGCCUCUCCAACAGGGGCAAGAAGUUUGCACAGGCACUGAACAAAUUUGUUGAGGAGCAGAACCUGAAGGACCUCAAAGUCUGGACCAGCCAACUAAAGAGAACAAUCCAAACAGCAGAAGCUCUCCAGCUGCCCUAUGAGCAGUGGAAGGCCCUCAAUGAAAUAGAUGCUGGUGUGUGUGAAGAAAUGACUUAUGAAGAAAUCAGGGACCAGCAUCCAGAGGAAUUUGCUUUACGUGAUCAGGAUAAAUAUUACUACCGUUACCCUUCUGGAGAGUCCUACCAAGAUCUGGUGCAGCGCCUGGAGCCAGUCAUCAUGGAGCUGGAGAGACAAGAGAAUGUCCUUGUGAUCUGUCACCAGGCUGUCAUGCGCUGUCUCCUUGCUUACUUCCUGGACAAGAGUGCAGAUGAAAUGCCCUACCUGAAAUGUCCUCUUCACACGGUACUGAAGUUGACCCCAGUGGCUUAUGGCUGCCGUGUGGAAUCCAUCUCCCUGAAUAUUGAAGCUGUGAACACUCACAGGGAGCGGCCAGAGGAAGCAAAGAAGGGACCUAACCCGCUCAUGAGACGUAAUAGCGUUACCCCUCUAGCAAGCCCAGAGCCCAUCAAAAAGCCUCGCAUCAACAGCUUUGAGGAGCAUGUGGCUGUUUCUUCCGCCUUGCCAGGCUGUGUUCCUCAGGAAGUGCCCACGCAGCUGCCGGGACAACCUUUACUAGGAAAGGCAUGCCUACGACCUGUUUGUCACUUUCUCAAAGUUUUCUCUUUACUAAUAUUUCCAAGAACAUGAACAACUCACAGAAGCCGUCGUGAGUCCCUUAGUGCUGUCGCGAGGCCACCAGCGACGCCAGCUCCCAUCCCAUCGUCAUUUCUGAAGCUUGCUUGUAAAACAGGUCUCCUCCGUUUGUGGUGAGGUCGACCCUCGGCUGUUUCUACCCACGCCUGUUCAUCUGCAAACUGCUCUGCUGGAGGGGGGAGAGAAGUGGGAGAGCGAUGGAGAGGAGGGAGACGAGCUCCCAGGUCUUCAGGCUGCAGCCUUGCUCUCCUCUCCGGUGUCCUGCUAGUGUGUAGCAAGCUGGGAAGCGCUUCUAGCGCACAGGAGUUUCCAAGUUCUAAUUUUUCCUUCUAAGCGGUUUUGAGCUCUUUUUGUAUAGACUAAUGGUACCCAUCCGACUUUGGGUGGAGUGUGUGUAUAUAUGUGAAUGGUGCGGGGUUAGCAGAGUAAUGGGGACACGAAGGGAGGGAGGGAACAAAGGGGG